Molecule: messenger RNA, 2667 nt
Organism: Chiloscyllium plagiosum (whitespotted bambooshark)
Lineage: Eukaryota; Metazoa; Chordata; Chondrichthyes; Orectolobiformes; Hemiscylliidae
Source: RefSeq, a predicted model, not a curated record
UGAUUCAGUUGUUAAUUGAGUUGCUAAUCGUCUCAAGUGGUUGAGCCAGAUCUGCUCAGGCCUUGUUGACAACUCUCGAGUUUCACAUCAAAGCAAUCCAAAGGAAUUAAUGUAUCUUUGCAAACACAAAAACGGAUGUUUGGGCAGGAAUGUUUUUGUUUUUGUUUCCCUAACCGGACCAUGAGCUAGAACGCAGACGAUGUUUUUUUAAAAAAAAAUUCCCACGGUAUUGCAGCUUUAAGAGAAGCUGAGAUUUACAGAAAUACAGCGUGGGGCGGUUGGUGCGAAUUAUUGAAACCGCUGGGAGUUUUUAUACAGACAAGCACUGCAGAGGGAGAGGGGUGUGGGUGGAGGGGACCUCCUGCGUUACACAGUGCAGCAAUGCACAGAGAGAGAGGGGGACAUCGCCGGCUUUAGCUCUGCACAGAGACACACUGGAGAUCUCCUGGACCACAGCUCUGCACACACACACACAGAGAGAGGGAGACUCCGAGAGAUCGCCUGCUUUAAAGUGUCCAGCUCUACAAAGACAGCCUGGAGACCUCUCGUACUACAACGUGCACAGAGAGAGAGAGAAACCAAGACCCUGAGACGUCGCCUGUUUCAGCUCUUCACAGAGAAACUGGAGUCCUUCUGUACUACAGCAGAGAGUGAGAGAGAGGUGAGAUCGCCUGCUUUAAAGUGUCCACCCCGGCACACAGCGAGAGACACAGAAGUUCUGUUUUUCGACAUGCACAGAGAGAAACAGACUCAGAGACGUCGCCUGCUUUAGUGUGCACAGCUCCUGUACUACAGCGUGCACAGAGGGAGAGAGAGAGACAAGACUCAGAAAUAUCGCCUGCUUUAAAGUGCCCACAGGGAAACAAGGGUCCUCCUGUGCUACAGGGUGCACAGAGUGACAGAGUGAACAAACCUCAGGGAGAUCGCCUGCUUUACAGGGUACAGCUUUUCCCAGGUAGAAAGGAGUCGCUCUGUAUUAGAGUGCACAGAGAGAGAGAGAGAGAGCGCCUGGAGACCAUCCUGCAUUACAGAGAGAACAAGACUUAGAGAGCUCGUCUUGCCAUUCCUGAAGAAGGGUUAAUACCCGAAACGUCGACAUCAGCACCUCCUGAUGCUGCCUGGCUUGCUGUGUUCCUCCAGCCUCAUGCCUGUUUGCUUUGGAUUCCAGCAUCUGCAGUUUUAUCGUCUCUGAUUUAGAGUGUACAGCGGUGCACAGAGAGUGAACAAGACUCGGAGAGCUCGCCUGCUUUACAGGGUACAGCUGUGCUCACAGAGAGAGAGAGAGAGAGAAACUGGAGACCUGUGUUACAGAGAGUGAGGAAGGUUCAGACUGCCUGCUCUACAGAGAGAGAGGAGCUCACCUGUCCUAGAGUUUCAGACAGACCCUGUUUUAGAGUGUGCAGAGAGAGACUCGGGGGGUGGGGAGGAGUGGGGAGGAGCGGGUAGGGUAGGGGGGGAGAUCUCCUGCUACCCAGCGCGGUGUCCCCCAGUGACCAUGCAGUGCCCUGGCACAGUGCCAUGCUGAGCAGCCAGUUCCUGAGCCUGGUGCUCCUGCUCGCCAGCAGCAGCUCGCACAGCUGGAGCGGGGAGGAAUUCUACUUACAGCCCAACAGCACGGCUCUCAACUUCUCCCUGGCUGGUCGGCUGGAGCUGCAGAGGGCUGGCGGUGGAGGGGAGCCCGGGGCUGGGGUCCCCGGGCCCGGGGGUGGGGGUGAAGCUGCACCCGGGGCUCCGGGGCUUAGCCCUUCGUCCAGCUCCUGCAACAUCACGGUGCUGAGGCUGGUGGCUACCUCGCUGCUGGCUCGCUGGGAGAGAUCCAUGGGCUUCAAGUGCGACGUGCUCCUGUUCACCACCAACAGCAACGCCCGCUCCUUUUUCUCGGCAGCGUUCACCCGGGUCUUCCCCCCCGUCAUCAUUGACCAUGUCGGGGUCGGAGGGGGCCAGCAGGAAUUCAAGCUGUGCGUGGGUUGUGGCUCAGCCCCUCGGCGGAGCCGCCCCAUCCCCAUCCCCGGCCCCCAGGGCCAGCAGGUUAGCUUCUGCUGCCUGCACUUCAGCCUGGAGGAGCUGAGCUGGGACAGGAGCUGGAGGGUCAACCGCAAGCCCAUCGAGUCCACCCUGGUGGCCUGCUUCAUGACCAUCGUCAUCAUCAUCUGGAGCGUGGCUGCUCUCAUCUGGCCCGUGCCCAUCAUCGCUGGCUUCCUGCCCAAUGGCAUGGAGCAGAGGAGGGGCUGAAUGGACUGAGGAGUAGGGGGUGGGAGUGCCUGGGUAGGUGAGGGGCUGUGGGGUGUGACUGAGGGGAAUCCCUUGCACUGCCCACCCACCCUCCUCCUCAAAGGCUCCUGGUAACUGUACCCCAGGGACUUAGGGUCUAUAGCCCAUUUCCCUCCCAAUCCGGCUCCCAUCGCCCCAGCACUUGGCCUUAAAAACCUUAGCCAUGGUCAUUGGAGUCAAAGAAAAUGACUGAUGGAACUUGUGUUCACAUUUUCGAAGAGAGACGCAGGGUUGGCUUGCCUGUGACUGUUGGGGCUCAGGGGACUUGGCAGAAUUGGCUACGUUCGGUUUUCCAAAGGUUACAGGUAAUGAGGAAACAGGGUUGGCACGGUGGCUCAAUGGUUAGCACUGCUGCCUCACAGCGCAAGGGACCUGGGUUUGAUUCCAGCCUUGGAC